Athalia rosae (coleseed sawfly) is the source of this 1703-nucleotide messenger RNA. Its product is annotated as serine/threonine/tyrosine-interacting protein-like. The transcript is spliced from 5 exons. NCBI's taxonomy places the organism in Eukaryota, Metazoa, Arthropoda, Insecta, Hymenoptera, Athaliidae. The record is from RefSeq and is a predicted model, not a curated record. Bases 335 to 1027 code for a protein of 230 amino acids. Gene Ontology annotation, cellular component: nucleoplasm; cytoplasm. Gene Ontology annotation, molecular function: F-box domain binding; protein tyrosine/serine/threonine phosphatase activity. Gene Ontology annotation, biological process: negative regulation of SCF-dependent proteasomal ubiquitin-dependent catabolic process; protein dephosphorylation; regulation of ERK1 and ERK2 cascade.
UCUGAAAGUUUUUAAACAAAAUUAAACUAAACAAACAAUCCAAAUUUACCUCUAUGAAUCUUGUAUGCGCUUCCAAACUUCCGUUGCUUCGAAGUUAUUCAAUUCCUCGGAAAUUCUGUUUCUUACAUUUCUGGUGCCGAUAGCAGGCAUCUAAAUUUCUGAAUAAAUUAUUUGUUGGAUUGACGAAUUGCUGAUACAUACAACAUGUAGAACAGUAUUGCAAAUGGCUGACAGCUCCGGAAAAUUUCACCCCGAUUCGCGAUCCUUUCGGACCUGUGUUUCACACCAACAAAAUAAAUUACUGGACACAUGUUCGUGAACAUAGUUUACCGGUAUGUUGUCCGUAGAUAACAACGGCCUCGUGUACAAUGAGGAAGGAGCUGGCGAAAAUGACCACGACGAAUACCCCCAGCUUCCAACGGAGUCACUGGAGGGUACAGAAGUAUGGACAUAUACCAUGCGUCGGAGUAUGCAGGAGGUGAUUCCAGGUCUUUAUCUCGGACCAUAUAGCUCUGCCAGUAGAGCAAAAUUAGAAACUCUAUUGGAACGUGGUAUAACGCACAUUGUUUGUGUACGACAAGAUAUAGAAGCACAUUUCAUCAGGCCAAAUUUUCCAGAUAGAUUUCAAUACCUUGUACUGGACAUAGCUGAUACAGUUACUGAAAAUAUAAUACAACAUUUUCAAAAAGUAAAAACCUUCAUCGACGAUGCACUAGAUUCUGGUGGUCGUGUCUUGGUACAUGGGAAUGCAGGUAUAUCUAGAUCUGCAGCAUUAGUGUUAGCUUAUGUCAUGGAGACAUAUGGAUUGACACAGCGGAAAGCAUAUGAGAUAGUACAACAGAGAAGAUUUUGUAUUAUUCCUAACGAAGGAUUUAUGGCACAGUUGAGAGAGUAUGAGCCAAUUUACCAGGCACAGAAAACCCUAAGACAUGGUCAGCAAAGUUCAGCUAGACAGCGAAGUAAACGUACGAUUCACCAGAUAGACUCUGAACGAACAGAUGAACGACCUGAUGCAAUGGAUAAUUGACGCUACCUUAUAUAAGUAUCAAAAUUACGUCAAGACUUGAUUCAAACUAGGGAUACAAAUAAGUAAAUAAUCCUCACCUCACUGGUUCGCCAAACACCAUCUAGGGCAAAAUGCAGCAUACUCCACCGAUGGAGCAUAGGAAUUCCAAGAACAGCAUUUGAUCAGAUUUUGAAAUCUUACAUAGACCAAUAACGGGAGAGGUCUUAUUUGUAAACCAUUGAGCCAACAUAUGCCGCGAAUAGCUCCUAUGGAAUUUGGACUUCCAGAUAAAAAUUUACGCCAUAAAGUUGAGAUGAUUAAGUGAUUGACUCCGUUGCUAUAAAAUAUACCAGCUGUUGCCUCUGAGUGUAGCGUGUAUAUCCUGACGAAUACUCUCUGCUCUAUAGUUUAUCUAAAUGUAUAAAAUAGAUGGUUAGUACCAUUAGUACAUUGCGUUGAAAUUAAAAAAACCCAAUCCUGUUGCAGCAAAAAUUUUCUGCAAUCUUUGCAAUACUUAAGUUUUCGUCGACAGUUAAAUGUGAAAACGUCUAUUUGGGAAAACGAAUCUAACACACUGACACUUCUUUCUCAACAUAAGUACCUUUGACACUCCUGGUUUUUAUUCAUUAAUUGAUUAGGUUUGUUUCUAGAUGCUGUUAUUAAUGUAUAAGAGAAAUACAUAUAAUAUUUUCAAGUU